This is a messenger RNA of Cricetulus griseus (Chinese hamster), 576 nucleotides long. The record is from RefSeq and is a predicted model, not a curated record. NCBI's taxonomy places the organism in Eukaryota, Metazoa, Chordata, Mammalia, Rodentia, Cricetidae.
GGAGCCUGAGGUGGGGAGCAGGAGGCGACGUGUGACCCGGUGCGCAAGCGCAGUUGCCGGGUGUUCGUGUGUUUCCAAAAUGGCGGCAGCGAUGGAUGUGGAUACCCCCAGCGGCACCAACAGCGGCGCGGGCAAGAAGCGCUUUGAAGUGAAAAAGUGGAAUGCAGUAGCCCUCUGGGCCUGGGAUAUUGUGGUUGAUAACUGUGCCAUCUGCAGGAACCACAUUAUGGAUCUUUGCAUUGAAUGUCAGGCCAACCAGGCGUCUGCUACUUCCGAAGAGUGUACUGUUGCGUGGGGAGUCUGUAAUCAUGCUUUUCAUUUCCACUGCAUCUCUCGAUGGCUCAAAACAAGGCAGGUGUGUCCCUUGGACAACAGAGAGUGGGAAUUCCAAAAGUAUGGGCACUAGAAAUGACUCUCCCUAAAGCUCACCCAUUUGUUACUCGUGUAGUGACUUGCCUUCCUGUUAAUUAUAAAUUAGAUAGAACCGUGGUUUUUUUCUUUCCUUUGUUUUUGGAGUUUGCUGUUCCCACAGCCAUAUUGUAUUUUGUGUCAAAUAAAGUCGUUUAAGUUCGAGAA